AACUUAUAUUUCCCUUAAUUUAAAUGACUGUCUCUCAUAUUCAUCUUCCUCUCCAGAAAAACGGGUCAUUGCGGUUCUAUCCUCGCUGAAAAAAGGCUUAGUUGAAGAGCGGAGGAGGGCCGCCAGGUGGUAGUGCUCCUCCGGGCUACGGUGCACCUCCCAUGGGAUUCAGGAUGCCUCCUCCAGGGCCAGGACUACCCCCACGCAUGCCACCUCCAGGCUUUAUGCCCCCCAGUGCCCCUCCCGGCAUGCCUCCCCCAGCAUUCAACGUUCCUCCUCCAGGUUUCAUGGGGUCCUUCGGUCAGCCUCCUUCAGGUGACGGGAGUGGGGCAGUCAUCUCCGCAGGCCCCCAGCUCAACACCCCUCCAACCAGCAACUCACCAGCGGCAGCACAGUCAAGUUCCCCGGCCACGACCCCAGGCCCCACCUCUAGCAAUGCCUCCCCAGCCAACAUUGCCAUGCCUGGAGCUCCUUCACCGGCCCUGCCCACAACAACGCCAAGCACCCCUUCCACAACCAAAAGCGAGAGCAGGUAAUGAAAAAGAAG
Messenger RNA from Penaeus vannamei (Pacific white shrimp), 547 nucleotides. NCBI's taxonomy places the organism in Eukaryota, Metazoa, Arthropoda, Malacostraca, Decapoda, Penaeidae. The record is from RefSeq and is a predicted model, not a curated record.